Messenger RNA from Habropoda laboriosa, 636 nucleotides. Its product is annotated as transmembrane and coiled-coil domain-containing protein 1. The transcript has 4 exons. Gene Ontology annotation, molecular function: calcium channel activity. NCBI's taxonomy places the organism in Eukaryota, Metazoa, Arthropoda, Insecta, Hymenoptera, Apidae. Gene Ontology annotation, cellular component: endoplasmic reticulum membrane; endoplasmic reticulum; cytoplasm. Gene Ontology annotation, biological process: endoplasmic reticulum calcium ion homeostasis. The record is from RefSeq and is a predicted model, not a curated record. Bases 85 to 636 code for a protein of 183 amino acids.
CUCAAGUAGAAAAGUAGUGUUUUCAACACACGAAAUACAUGUUUCAAUAAUAUAGGAAAUAGUUAACAAACUUUUUUAAAUAAUAUGUGGGCGGAUACCGUUUUAAUUGUAUUCAUUAGUAUCUGUACAGCUUUAUUAGGAGAAGGUUUGACAUGGUUAAUGGUUUAUAGAACAGAAAAAUAUCAAAAAUUAAAAGCUGAAGUAGAGAAACAAAGUAAAAAAUUGGAAAAAAGAAAGGAGGCACAUGGAGAUUCAUUGGAUAAACAGCAGAAAAAGAAAAUUGAGAGAGAAGAAGAAAGAUUAAAAAAUAACAAUAGGGAUUUAUCUCUUGUUAAAAUGAAAUCAAUGUUUGCAAUUGGGUUUGCAUUUACAGCUCUCCUAAGUAUGUUUAAUAGCAUUUUUGAUGGUAGAGUGGUAGCACGGUUACCUUUUGUACCAAUUAGUUGGAUACAAGGUUUAUCACAUAGAAACUUACCAGGAGAUGAUUAUACAGAAUGUUCAUUUAUUUUCCUGUAUAUACUAUGCACUAUGAGCAUUAGACAGAAUAUUCAAAAAAUGCUUGGAUUUGCUCCAUCUAGAACUGCAAGUAAACAAAGUGGGAGCAUUUUUGGUCCUCAACCUCAACAAUUUAAAUGA